AUGGCUGACCAAUCCCAGCAAUUGCUUGGAGUGCUAGAUGCUUUACUGGAGCAGACAUCUAAUGGCAAGGAUCAGGACUCCAAAUCACUGAAUGCACUUCUUGGAACUGUUCUUCCGUCAUAUUGCGGGCGUAGCCUUGAUCCUGAAGAAGUGAAGGUGGUGCUUAAGAUUUUUCAAGCAUUCAGGCUUUUACUUACUAGAAACCCAUCUUUAAUGAUAGAAAAUGAGACAUAUAAGAAGUUACUCUCAGAGAUCAAGGUCUUUUAUGAUUCAAUGAAAUAUCCAAAAGAGAUCUCACGGGCUGCUAGUGCAACUUUAGUCCAGGCAAUUGCUACUUCUUUCCCUGGUGGGAAACUCCGAAACAACAAAUAUUUGAUCGCUAUUCGGGAUGAUCUUCUAGAAACUCUUGAACGGAAUCUUUCCACUUUACUUCGGAGCGUAGUUAACUCGAAUAACAGCUCCGAUACAUCGAGGGAUGGAAGUAAAGGUGAAGUGUUGUCAUUAGCUGAUUUAGCCAAGGCCAACGACAGAAAGCUAUCUAUUCUCAGUGUAUCUGUAUGGAUACUUCAGGUGCUUCUGGAUCAAUCAUUGGAAAACGUGUUUCUUCUACAUUUGAAAUAUUCAAUGCUAUUGGAUAAUCUAGUACGGCGACUUUGGUUUUGCAUGGACAAUAUUGUUAUCAAUUUGAAUCUCAACACAGACGAAAACCAGAAAUCAGAGUCACUUGUGGAAAUUGAUCCGUCGCAAACAACCAUCCCAUUAGUGAGUUCUAAAGUUGAUCAUCUAUAUUCCAUUCUUCUUGCUUCAACAAUAAGCCAUGCCUAUAACAAUGAGGAUGCCUCUUUGGCUCCAUUAACCCUUGCAAUAGCUCAGUGCAAGCAACUUCUUGGAUGGCCAUUAUUAAAGAAGUUUCAAUCAUUACAAGUGACACUUGCUUCAUCUAUUUUGAAACUUUUGGUUAGGUGUGUUCGUACUGGCUGCAGCUCGUAUUUUGUAAACAAAAUGAGAAAUCAACUCACCAGUUUUUCCUUAAGAUACUUGGAAACAAAGGAGAUUCACUCAGAUCUUCAAACUGCAACAUGUCUUCUUGUUGUGUUAUGCUGCAGAGUAUCGGGCUCUGUAGACACAGACUCGGGACAUUUUGAAAGACUUCUUCAAAGAGCAGUUAAACCAUUCGUGAUUGCCAGACUUGAAAGUUUGAGGGAGUUUUCCCUACGCUCUCUUCAUAUCGGAACCGAUGAACUUAUGAUAGAUUACGCUCUCAAGUUAACUGAUGGCACUAGUUUCAUUUUUUUACUCGGAAAGUAUUCACAUCUCAAUUUGUUAAAAGACGUGAAAGCCUCUGGGGAUACGGUUACCAAGCAAAACACAAGGAUCAGCUUGGCAAGAUGGAUUCAUUUGCUAAAUGUAAAGCUUACGAAAGACCCCAAGGUCAUCUUAUCAUCGAAUAUUGGAAAGUUGUAUCUUGCCAAUGCUCUUGGAACAUUUAUCUGCAUAUUGCACGGCGAUUAUGACUUUUCGCAUAACUGCUGCAGUAAUUGUGAUUCUUACAUGCACCAGGAGUUCUACAUAGAUGGUCGAAUACAGAAAGAUAGACAGGCUAUUGCUCUUGAACCGUCGGCUUCUUUGGUAUAUGGAAUACUAUUAAAAUUCUUUAUCGAUGGUACAAAUGCUGUUGAUCCAAUCAUUUCAGUCACGGUUUUAAACUCUCUUAUUAAGCUCUUUGGGACGUUUGCCGCUCCCGUAUUGUCUAAAGAAGCAUCUCUUUGGGCGUAUAUCCAAAAGUGCUUUGUAAGUGGGGUCCGUGAAAUAAGGCUUCUAUCUGUUAAGCUAUUGCCUGUUCUGUUAUAUGACGCACCGGAAGAUGUAUAUAACGAAAACUUUGAUGCUAUAAUGGGACUGCUCAACUCUUUCAAGCCAACAAGGCAAAACCAAUAUUUAUUUGAAGGUAUUAUUAUGGCGUGGGGUGAAUUGCUUAUUAUAUCUAGAUUGGAUUCCCGUUUUUAUGUGCUUCUCAAUCCAUUGAUUCAGUUUAUGGGUGACACCGAUGAGUUUAGAUCAAAUUUGGCCUUACAUGAGGUGAGAAUAGUCGCAUCAACUAAGAGGAUGACUCCAUGGAAGUUAGUUGAGCCGUUUAUUCCAUUAAUUAGCUGCGAUCUUAUCAAAAAAAGAACAACAAAUCCGGGGUUAUUAUCAACAUUUUGUCAAUGUAUUAGAAUGGAUACAGUUGCAUUCUUGUCUAGGACUCAGGAGUUUACAGUCCCUAGAUUUAUUCAGUACUUUGAUGAUGAUCAUAUUGGAUUUUUGGCUCGUAGUUUGAGAAAAACGAGAACUCAGUUGGUGCUUUCUAAUAUUGACAAAGUUCUUGCAAUACUUCUUAUAUCGGAGCCAGAAGUUUCCCCGAAAAAAAUCAUGAACAUACUUGGAAUAUACGUCCAGAAAUACAAGGGUCUGGACUUACGAUCUACGAUAUGCAACGUGAACAUAUUAAACCUUAUAUGGGAACUUCUUUGCCUAUACAACUGUACAGAUGAUGUUCUGAAACGACUAAAAUCUGCAAUACUUUAUAUCUGCAUUGAGCGUCAUGGUGAGCCAACAGCAGAUAUAUCAAAGGAACAAGAAGCCCAAUUUUUUGAUUCAGAGAUGAGUUUCAUGGUUUUAGGAAUUGCGCAGCACUUUUCGGAUAUUAUUCAUAACAACAGAGGAAGCAAGCCUUUUCUCGAAAAAGUCCAAGCCAUAAGAGCUGUGAGAUGCCUUGCAGAAAUAUCACAAAGCUUUGAGACAUGUCUUUCCCAAAUUAUGACAUGUCUCCAAAUAGCAUUAGAAUCUCCAGAGUUGCAGUAUGAAUGCUUAGAGUGCUUGAGCGUUUUAAUCUCCCACCUAGGUUAUUCCGAACUUUCAAUAAUACUGGACCUUAUAAUAUCGUAUCUGAUUCAGAAGUAUCCAUCUUUCAAUAAGCAGUGUCGUGAGAUUUCUAAGAAAAUACUGAGCGACAUUUUUGGUAAGGAUCCUUUAUUUAAUAAGGAGCACCCUUCGUAUGUCUACUCUUUGGCAUCUGCCCAUGCUGACUUGAGUGACAUAAUCAACAAGGACAGCCAUAUAGCGAAGAAUUUAAACGUUGGAGGAAUUUUAAAAGAGUUUACCAUUAGGUUGCAGUCCGAAAACAAAUGGGUUCUUCUUCAGGUUUUGGAAGACCUAAUGAAAUUUUUGAAGGUGAGGCAGAUGGAUUUACAGAAAUCCGAUAUCACUGAUAGCAGAUUUUCAGGGCGGUUUUCCUUGUUAAUAGCCAAUAUCUUAAGGGCUUCAAAUAGAUUUUCUGGAAAGAGUAUGGAAAUAGCAAAACAAUGCUCUUCUGUGUUGGGAAUCAUCGGUGCAUUAGACUUUUCAAAGUUUGGCUCAUUCUUUCAAAAAAGGAGGAAGAAUCCUAUAUUGGCUACAAAUCUCACAAAGAGGAAAGAGGUAUUUGUGUUUUCUGCUUACUUAUUCAACAACUACUUAGUGAAGUGCUUUGUUGCUUCUACAGAUCCCCAGAAGCAACUUUUUCUUGCCUAUGCAAUGCAACAAAUCCUCAAAUAUUUGAAGAUUGAUUAUGAAAAGAUAAAUGAAGCGGCUUCGACGGAACAAAUCUUUUGGUUAUGGUUAAACAACUUAUCACAGACCGUUUUGAGACCUUUGUUGAAUUCAAAGUAUCAAAAAAGUGCAGGAAAAUGGAAAGAGCUAGAUUAUCCAACCUAUAAUAAAAAGAAGCAACACUCCAAGUGGCUGAUCGAUUUAACUGAGGAUUUGUUACACGAGGCUUCUCAUAAUAGAAAAAUGCCGGAAGCUGCCCGCAAAAUAUUUGGAAUUUGCAUAGAUGUUGUCAGAGGCCAGGAUUUAAGUAUUUCCGAAUUUCUUCUUCCAUAUGUUUCAUUACUGUUGGUGGUUUAUGGAGAUAAUAAGGUGUAUGCAAACAUAGAAACGGAAAUCGAUGCUGUUUUAAAUGUCGAUCCUGAUGAGAUGGUCAGCGAUUCAAGUGUUGAAAGUCUAAAAUCGUGUUACAGAACUGUCUUUUCCGUUAUUGAUUACUUUAGAGAAUGGGUUGCAGAGCAAAAGAAGAAGAAAAGACACUCACAGACUGGAAGGAUGUACGAGGAAAGCAAGAAAGUUGAGCAAUUUUUAGCUAACAUUCCACCAGAACUUCUUGCAAAGCGUACUGCUCAGUGUAAUUCAUAUGAGCGUGCAAUCUUUAAUCUUGAACAAAGUUAUCAGAUGGAUAAAUUAAGCAAAAAGGAUUUCUUUGGAACCAUCAGACAUAUGUACUCAGCCAUUGAUGAUUUGGAUGCACUUCAAGGUGUUUUGAAGAAAUUUUCAACAGAUACACUUGAUGAUAAAUUGCUUCAAUUUCAAUACAGUGAAGAUUGGAAAAUUACACACGAAUCGCUUGCGGCAAUUGCCGACUCAGAUUAUGACAAAAGUGCAAUCAAUCAUUCUGCACGUAUUACAUCUCUUCUAAAAGCCCUUGAUGAUCAUUGUGAGUAUGGUAAGGUUUUGCUUGAAUUGAGGAAAUAUGAGGAUUUGAUGAUGAACAGUGAUACUAUCGACUCAAAAGAAUUGUUUUUAUGCGGACUCCAGUCUUCAAUAUUUACGGGAAAGCUUGAUGAACUGUCGAAAUGGGUUGGAUACUCAGAAAAGACUACAUCAAUAUUGUCUGCGGGUUCAGAUUUAUCUAUAUCUUAUGAAUUUGCCCAGGCGCUUCUUAGUCUACACGCAAAUAACAUUCCCGACUGUCAGAGUCAUAUUUCUAAGGCAUCAUCGAAUCUAGGUAUUGCACUUUCUGUUUCUAAAGGUAUUUCACAUACAAAGAUAUCGAACUACAUGGUUCUCCUUCACUGCCUCUAUGACUUUAGCAUUAUUGCAUCAAUUAAACCAGGACAGGCUCUUGAAUCAAGUAAAAAACUUUUAGAGUACAGAGAGAGGAAUGCGGUCAAAGAUUUCAGAACACAGUGGAAAAUACAUUCGAUAAAAAGAACCAUAGAGAUGCUUCAUCCAGUUCCAGAAGUUCAAAAACAGUUGGGUGACACUUUGGUGAAGAGUUCACAGAUUCUUCGUGAGGCAGGUAGACUAGAUCUUGCAACCAAGAGUAUUACGCAUGCACUCACAAUGGGAAUGAACAAUCCUACAGUUAACUUUGAAUUUGCACAAUUACUGUGGGCCCAAGGAGAACAUAGGCAGGCUUUACAGAUACUAAACACAGUUUUAGAUCAGAACAAGAAUCCAAAAAUGCAAUUAAAAUAUACACACUGGCUGGAGAGCUCUGGAAAUGGAAGCUCAGAUGAGAUAGUAAAUGGCUAUAAAUCUGCGGCUGCAGCAAAAAGUUUGGAAGAAUGUGGUAGAGCGCAUUAUUACCUUGGAAGAUAUUACAACAAACUUCUUGAUGCCCAGGCUAUCGAGACACCAGGGCUUAAAAAGUUAGAAAAGGACUUCUAUGGUGAUUUGGAAUACAAGGUGAUCAAGGCAUAUAUGCGUUCUGCAUCCUUUUCGGAUGAGUACUUAUUUGAAGUUCUACCCAAGGCUGUUACAAUUUGGUUGGACUAUAUGUCAAAGUACAGAGACACCAAGCUUUUGAGAUCCUAUUCAACCGAGAUAAUUAUGGCCAAACGGAAAGACAACUACAGUAGUAUAUUGAAGUUUAUUAAUGCCUGUGUGAAGGGAGAAAUUGAUACUUACAAAUGGUAUACCGUUUUGUCGCAGCUUAUUUCGCGUAUGGUUCAUGGCGACCACAAGACAGAGAACUUGAUCCUAAAUAUCAUUCUGGAACUUGCCAAGAAGUAUCCGGAAGUCAUACUGUACUCUGUGUAUUCACAAGUCCAAUCCAACUCACCUGAGCGGACCAGAAGAGGAAAGCAGCUUUUUAAUGCACUUGAGAACGGUGGAAAUAAAGAGUUAUCGGUUCAUGUACAUGAGGCUUAUGAGCUUUUGGAAGGAUUCAAAGGUUUAUGCCAGGCAAAACCAUCCAGAGCUCUUCGUGGAAAGUUGAACCUUUGGGAUGAUUUACAUUUUUCAUUCAAAAGAGACACUGAAUGUCAUUCCCUUGCACUUCCAAUCAGGCGUAAUUUCGACCAGCUACACUCCCCUGUGACAUCCGUCGAGCAAGGCUCGGUUGUGCAUCACAGACAAAUGAAGUUUGUGACAUUCUUUAAGUUUGAAAAAAAUGUAACCAUUGUUGACUCGAUGCAGAAGCCAAGGCGGAUUUAUGUUAUUGGAACAGACUUGAAAAUGUACAGCAUAUUGUGCAAGCCAAACGAUGAUUUGCGGAAGGAUGGAAAGCUAAUGGAGUUUGCUACAGUUAUGGACAGGCUUUUGCAGAAUGACUUUGAAUCAGAAAAACGCAACUUGUCUAUUACAUCGUAUGCGGUUGUGCCGCUCAAUGAGAGCAUGGGACUGAUUGAGAUGGUUGAUAAUGUGAGGACGAUUCGAGACAUCAUGCUCGCCUAUCUUCAGUUACAAGGGCGCAGGUUCGACUUCGGGAAAGUGAAAAGUUUACUUGGAGACCCAUUCAUGGCCUUGGAGGAUAAGCUGCGCAAUUUCAAGAAGCUCAAGGAGAUGUAUCAACCUGUCUUACAGAUCUGGUUUGCCGACCGAUUCCCAAAUCCGGUCAACUGGUAUGAGGCUCGUAACAGAUACACUAGAUCGUGUGCCGUUAUGUCAAUUGUGGGCUACUUGUUAGGUAUGGGUGACCGUCACGGGGAUAACAUACUAUUGAACGAACUUACGGGACAAAUUUUACAUGUUGAUUUUGACUGUCUUUUUGAUAAAGGCAAGAAGCUUCGUGUUCCGGAACGAGUUCCGUUUAGACUGACGCAGAAUAUGACUGCUGCCAUGGGUGUAAACGGGUAUGAAGGUACAUUUAGGAGGACCUGUGAAGUCACAAUGAGACUUAUAAGACAGAAUGAAAACACACUCAUGAAUAUAUUGGAGACGUUUCUCUAUGACCCGAUUCUAGACUGGAAGAAGUCCUCGAAGAAGCGUAAACCAGGCGAGCAUAAUGCAGGUGCAGGUAAUGCCAAAUUGCAGCCCCAGGUUGCGAUGAAUACCAUUCGUAGAAAGAUUAAAGGUAUUCUUGAUCCGAGGGAUUUGGAUACCGGUGCAAAGGAUAGUGGAGGACUCUCUGUUUCAGUUAAUGCCCAGGUAGAGGCAGUGAUACAGCAGGCAACGUCAGAGGAAAAUCUUGCACAAAUGUAUGUCGGAUGGAUGCCGUUCUUAUAG
This is a messenger RNA of Brettanomyces bruxellensis, 7245 nucleotides long. RefSeq lists its product as uncharacterized. Lineage: Eukaryota; Fungi; Ascomycota; Pichiomycetes; Pichiales; Pichiaceae. The coding region runs from base 1 to 7245 and encodes 2414 amino acids. Gene Ontology annotation, molecular function: protein binding; protein serine/threonine kinase activity. Gene Ontology annotation, biological process: DNA damage checkpoint signaling; protein phosphorylation; telomere maintenance. Gene Ontology annotation, cellular component: nucleus. The record is from RefSeq and is a predicted model, not a curated record. The transcript has a single exon.